AUAAAAUUCAUGGAGAAWCAAAAAUUGUAAAAUGAGCAAGAAAGACCGAWAACAUUUGAUCAUUAAAUACAAUGGCUUCYAUGAAUUCAAGUGUCCAGUCCGUCUUCAACGCUUUCACGGGCUUCCACGUAUGUUAUGAAACAAUGACGUCAGCAGUCAUUACCUCACAGAGAGAUCACCUGCCCACACUGAUCUCGUUGGAAAAAAUUUCUGAGUAGUAUAUUCCGCUAUCUGGGCUCUUUUUAUAGAAUCAGUAGGAAAACACCUGAUCUUCCUCGGUAAAAGRUUAAAAAUUUAAUCACCUUUUAUUUUAGUGUCACGAUAUUGAAUGAUUAGAAAGUGAUAACGUUUCGUUUUUAGAUACUGCUGACGAAUGGCGACAGCUUUAUUCAUCUCUCAGAAUAGCUGGGUACUACCACGCUGAAUCAGCGUUUCAGUGUCGUCAGGGAAGUAGGACUGAAUAAGGUUGUCGGGAACUGAGUUACCCCAAGUUCAUAUUCACGYCGGCACUGUUCCACCCUCGGCUUCAGGCUGUUGAUAUACCGUCUGAGCUAGCUAUUAGAAAGUGAACUUGUGAUUUAAAUGAUGAAACGAGACUUAAAUUGAAGAAAUUGCUGUUGUUUAUUGAAGCAUUUAAAACAACAAACGGAACGGCUUAUGUCACAUGACUUAUGAUGUAAGUAGAUUCUUACGACAACGUCUCCGUUUAGCACGAGAGUUAUUUGACGUCCUUUGACUUGUUUAGAAGAAAGGAAUAUAGCGCACAACUUUUUCCAAGAUGAUGCAGAACAUAAACUGUAUAUGAGAUGGAUGGGUCAAGUGCAUUAUAAUGUUGGAUAGCAGAAAAUACUAAGAGACAGCAUUUACUUUUAUAAUAUGGAGCUAUCAAGAAGGAAAUCACGAAAUUCAACAAAAAUAGAUAACUUUGAUAUUGAGAGUUCUGAAAGUAAGGCUACAAGACGCAGGACAGGAGCGAGAAUGCCAAGUUCCCUCUUAGYUCGUCUUGCUUCAACUCCUGGAUUUGUAGAUAAGCCAAAUGUAGAAGUUGAAGGUGACUCUCUUGCUCGGAGAAGGACACCAAGAAUGGCAAGCCUCAAUGCAGCUGCUAAAGUUAAUUUGUUCUUUGAACCAUCUAGCCCAUUGGCUGGUCGAAGCAUGAAUGAAAUUCAACACCAUUCUACUCGUAGGAAAAGUUCCCUUGAAAGGGAAAUGGAAGCUAGUUUUAGGAAUGGUGCGGGCUAUGUUYAUGACGAAGAUGAUGACAUAUUUGAAAAUUAUGAUGUUUCUCAAGAAAUAUCCUCAACAUCUGAUGGCAAUUUUGAAAAUGAACUUGAAGUAACCAAAGAAAAUCAAAUGAAACCUGAAACAAAAACAAAAUCUCAUAACUUUACAAAUGGCAAUACAAUUAUAGGAAAGCUUGGUCAGAAGCGCAAGCUUGAGCCUGAUUCAACUUCAGAGGGAGUGAAAAGYGGACGGAAGAAAUUUGAUAUAAAUAAUAUGCUUUUUCAGCGAGAGCAGCAGCUAGGUAUGGAGUGUGAUACAACAACAGACCAAUGCUACAAGACCAUGGUUGAUGCUUGUAUUCAAGUAGAUCUUCCUCGUCCAACACCYCUAAAGCAUAUCAGAGUUCUUUCAGUUCCUAUCAAAGGGCAAAUCUACACUUCAUCAGGCUCUAUUCCAUUCACAAAAAGUCACUUAGUAGCUCCUGGACCUCCAGCAAAACCACCGAUUGAACAUACACUAAGCAAGACAGCAUCGACUAAGAGAACAGCCAGUUUAAAUGCCCAAGCAAUGCUUAAUGCUAUGAUGUCCAGAGAUGGACCUUUGCACAAAUACAAAAAUGCAGGAGACUAUUUAGCACAGCGUUCAAAAUAUAAAAAGUCAAGCAAAGAAAAUGUUGCUUCAAAAAUUCCUAAAGAUUAUGUAAACCUUAUGCCUCUGCGUAUUCCAAAAAUCAAUUUUGCUGCUACCUCYACAUCAAAUUUUAGUGUUGGACGCCAUAGACCUGCUGGAAAUCCCAUUAAGAGUAUUUAUUUGAAAAACUUAAACAUGCAACUUGAAAAACUUCAGGCAGAGUARGCAAAGGAACCAAGAAAACACAAGAGGACCAAUGGUUGGACAUAUCAUGGUGAACCUCUGGACAAACCUUACUGUUAUGAUGACAAGAUAGUCAUAAGGCACUACUACAGUGGAAUCCAAAGAGGUGAUGAAAUCAUCAAUGUAAGGGARUCUGUUCUCUUGAAAGCUGGAACCAGAAGGAGAGACCAGCCCUUUGUUGCUAGAGUGUCUGGCUUGUGGGAAGAAAAUGAAGGUCCCAAUGCUGGAGAGAUGAUGAUGAGUGUGUUCUGGUAUUACAGACCAGAACAAACUGAGGUGGGAAGGAUGCCACAUGUUCAUGGCGAGAUGGAGGUGAUGGUAUCCAAACAUAAGGAUGAUAACAGUGUAGCUUGUAUAGUUGAUAAAUGCUAUGUUUUGACAUAUCCUGAGUACUGUAGGUAUCGAGCGAAGAAUAGACUCUUUCAGGAGUCAAGAAGUGUUCCUUUGUCACCUGUGCCACCUGGCGAAUCAACCAAACCAGGUUCUGUUCCUCCUUUAAAUACUGACCCAUCGUUAGUGUUCUUCUGCAGACAAAUCUACGAUCACAGAAUGGGAAAAAUUAUCAAGAAKCCAUAAUAAUGUUUCUUUUCGACUCGUCAUAGUUUAGCACUCAUGCUYAAUCAAGUGUAUCUUGAAUUUGAAAAUUUAUAAGUCGUUGUGUUCUUUGCAUUGUUAAUAUUUAAUUAUAAUACUAAUAGUUAGUUAAUUAACUAUGGUUCUUUCUCGAAAUACUAACAUUUAUAGUUAUUUAUAUAUUGAAUUCUUGAAUAUUAGAACUGAUGUUGUUUUUUAGUACUGUGUGAAUAUUACGACUUCUUGGACCGUAGUUUCUCUACUUCAACAUAGCCACUAUGAUUUCAAAACAGUUCUAGUUUUCAACUGUUCGAGGAGUAGAAUAGUGAUAUAAUAUAAGAGUUCAGACACAGAUAAAAAUAUCCUAGACGUGUUGUAAUUAUCGUUCUAAAAGCCGGAGGAGCUAAAAGCUCAUACUUAUUCAUGUACAAUAACUGUUCGUCAAUUCUUCGUAAUUUUUAGCCUUAUUCUUCCGAGCUGCUUUCGCUCGGAAAGUCACUUUAUGGGCUAGAUAAAUAUGUGUUUAAUGAAACAUUUCAUAGACUAAAUGAACUUAUAUUUAGGUCUCUUUUGAUCCUAUCUUGAAAGGCAUUUCGAAAAAUAAUGGGUCAGGUUCUUGCGAUCUCGUUAAGUUAGAGUGGAAAAUAAUUUUCUAAUUUAUAGAUACUUUGUUACUAUUUUUAUUGUAACGGAUAAAUAAUGAGAGAACUUAGAUUUUUAAAACUAUAGCGUUUUAUUUUUACUAGUGAGUUAAUUUAGUAUCACAAUUUAGUUUAUUCGUUAUUCUCAAUAACGUUUGCCUUUGGUAAUUUUCAUUUUUAGUGAAGACGAUGUUGUACAUUUUGUACUUUAAUAAAGGUUUAUUUGGAUAGGUGGGUGUUCUCAAUAAAACAUUGAAACCAGUUCAAA
Messenger RNA from Exaiptasia diaphana, 3579 nucleotides. RefSeq lists its product as uncharacterized. The coding region runs from base 877 to 2673 and encodes 598 amino acids. The record is from RefSeq and is a predicted model, not a curated record. The transcript has 7 exons. Gene Ontology annotation, molecular function: chromatin binding. NCBI's taxonomy places the organism in Eukaryota, Metazoa, Cnidaria, Anthozoa, Actiniaria, Aiptasiidae.